Messenger RNA from Knipowitschia caucasica, 1005 nucleotides. Lineage: Eukaryota; Metazoa; Chordata; Actinopteri; Gobiiformes; Gobiidae. The record is from the annotation of a GenBank genome assembly.
AUGCAAGAGUGUUCCGUGCCCGAUUGUAAACACUUUAAAACCCGAUACCGAGGAGCGUGUGAAGAGACUGACACUGCUGUAUAUUCCCGGGGUCGAGACACAGGCGCAGGCUCAAUGCCACCCAAGAGAGAUGCGGGGGGCCCCUCCACCUCUCCCCCAGUGAAGAUGAUAAAGAUCGGGCCAGACGGUCAGGAGUGUGACGAGAGCCGGUACAGGCUCACAGAGGAGGGCUCGUACUCCCCCUAUGUCAACAAUGAGGAGAACGAGCAGAUUUUUGAUGAGGACAAUAUUGCCAGUACCGGACUCAGAACAGACACCAUCAGUCUGCUGCUGAAGAUAGAGCAGCUCCAGGCACAGCUGAAGUAUGAGCGCCGGUGUCGGAUUCUGGCAGAGAGAGAGCUACGGGAGCUCAAAGAGAUGAACACCUUGAUGAUGCAGAUGCGGCACACGGCCCAUGAGCUGAGAGUCACUUUGGACCACGUUCUACAGACAAACGAGCCCAGCGCUCAGGACGAGUCCAUGUCGUACAUGUCAGAGCCAGACUCCGACACAAGGGCCUCUCACAUGCAGCCAGAGGUGCACAGUGUGGCCCCUGUGCACACUGUGCCCACGGUGCAGAAUAUUCAGGAGGAUGAUGAGAAUUAUCUGUAUCUGGCAGAGAAUAUCCGAGUGCCCAAAAACCUGUACGAGCGAAUAGCCGAGAUCGAGGACUAUAAGAAGUACACAGGCGCUCUCCUCAUGAUGCUUUUUGACAGAGACACUUUAGCCACACACUCUCUUCAGGGACGCAGGGGGACGCUCAGUGGAGCAGAUGACUCUCAAAAACCACAGCUACCACCAGACAUCCUGAGAAAUACUAUUGAACACAUUUCUAGUAAGUUUGGCGUCGACCACGGCCUUAUUAAAACUGCCAUUAGGACAAAUGGACAGUGCGGUGUCCGCUCUCCACGCAGCGCCUCUGACAUCAAAGCUGCUCUCCAGAGACAACCGUCCAUCAAAGAAUAA